Pongo pygmaeus (Bornean orangutan) is the source of this 2308-nucleotide messenger RNA. It is a transcript of the gene HCRTR1, whose product is annotated as hypocretin receptor 1. NCBI's taxonomy places the organism in Eukaryota, Metazoa, Chordata, Mammalia, Primates, Hominidae. Gene Ontology annotation, biological process: feeding behavior; G protein-coupled receptor signaling pathway. The record is from RefSeq and is a predicted model, not a curated record. The transcript is spliced from 9 exons. Gene Ontology annotation, molecular function: orexin receptor activity. Gene Ontology annotation, cellular component: plasma membrane. Bases 397 to 1674 code for a protein of 425 amino acids.
ACAGCCCGCGCAGUUGCCGGGGAUCGCGCUCAGCCCCGCGAGCCGAGGCAGCGCAGCCUAGGGAGGGGGCUGCCCCGGCCCCCUCCUGCAGCCCGGGCCCCCAGAGGCUCGGCCUUCCUCGCAGGAAGGCGAAGUCCCCGGUGCCAGGUCCGGGGACCAGCAGCCGAGAACGCCCGGGUCCCGGAGCCAACAGGUUCUUGGUGAAGCACUUGGCACGCAUCGGAGCUCAUUACUCUUCAUCGUGGUCCUGUAAGGAAGUUUGAGGCUGAGACCUGAAAAGACCUGGGUGCAAGCCUCCAGGCACCCUGAAGGGAGUGGGCUGAGGGCUGGCCCAGGUUCCCUCCUCUCCCUCUGCAGAGCCUAGGAUGCCUCUCCGCUACAGCGGCUCCUGAGCUCAUGGAGCCCUCAGCCACCCCAGGGGCCCAGAUGGGGGUCCCCCCUGCCAGCAGAGAGCCGUCCCCUGUGCCUCCAGACUAUGAAGACGAGUUUCUCCGCUAUCUGUGGCGUGAUUAUCUGUACCCAAAACAGUACGAGUGGGUCCUCAUCGCAGCCUAUGUGGCUGUGUUCGUCGUGGCCCUGGUGGGCAACACGCUGGUCUGCCUGGCCGUGUGGCGGAACCACCACAUGAGGACGGUCACCAACUACUUCAUCGUCAACCUGUCCCUGGCUGACGUUCUGGUGACUGCCAUCUGCCUGCCGGCCAGCCUGCUGGUGGACAUCACUGAGUCCUGGCUGUUCGGCCAUGCCCUCUGCAAGGUCAUCCCCUAUCUACAGGCCGUGUCCGUGUCAGUGGCAGUGCUAACUCUCAGCUUCAUCGCCCUGGACCGCUGGUAUGCCAUCUGCCACCCACUAUUGUUCAAGAGCACAGCCCGGCGGGCCCGUGGCUCCAUCCUGGGCAUCUGGGCUGUGUCGCUGGCCGUCAUGGUGCCCCAGGCUGCAGUCAUGGAAUGCAGCAGUGUGCUGCCCGAGCUAGCCAACCGCACACGGCUCUUCUCGGUCUGUGAUGAACGCUGGGCAGAUGACCUCUAUCCCAAGAUCUACCACAGUUGCUUCUUUAUUGUCACCUACCUGGCCCCACUGGGCCUCAUGGCCAUGGCCUAUUUCCAGAUAUUCCGCAAGCUCUGGGGCCGCCAGAUCCCCGGCACCACCUCAGCACUGGUGCGGAACUGGAAGCGCCCCUCAGACCAGCUGGGGGACCUGGAGCAGGGCCUGAGUGGAGAGCCCCAGCCCCGGGCCCGCGCCUUCCUGGCUGAAGUGAAGCAGAUGCGUGCGCGGAGGAAGACAGCCAAGAUGCUGAUGGUGGUGCUGCUGGUCUUCGCCCUCUGCUACCUGCCCAUCAGUGUCCUCAAUGUCCUUAAGAGGGUGUUCGGGAUGUUCCGCCAAGCCAGCGACCGUGAAGCUGUCUACGCCUGCUUCACCUUCUCCCACUGGCUGGUGUACGCCAACAGCGCUGCCAACCCCAUCAUCUACAACUUCCUCAGUGGCAAAUUCCGGGAGCAGUUUAAGGCUGCCUUCUCCUGCUGCCUGCCUGGCCCAGGUCCCUGCGGCUCUCUGAAGGCCCCUAGUCCCCGCUCCUCUGCCAGCCACAAGUCCUUGUCCUUGCAGAGCCGAUGCUCCGUCUCCAAAAUCUCUGAGCAUGUGGUGCUCACCAGCGUCACCACAGUGCUGCCCUGAGCGAGGGCUGCCCUGGAGGCUCCAGCUCAGGGGAUCUGCCCCUACCCCUCAUGGAAAGACAGCUGAAUGUGGUGAAAGGCUGUGGCUUCAGUCCUGGAUUUCUGCCUGUGUGACUCUGGAUAAGUCACUUCCUCUGUCUGAGCUUGUGUCCCCUAAGCAGGGUUGAUGUGAGGAUUAAGCACGCUGAAGCAAGUGGAAAGCUCCUUGUAAACUGUGAAGUGUUGUGGACAUGAUUAUUGUUGUACUUCUCUCAUUUGGCCAUACCCCACAGUAUAAUCUGUCCCCAUCAUCCUUCCAGAGCUUGGCCAUCCUCCUAAAGACCCCUUUCCUACCCAAUUACAGGCCUUCCCUGGAGUCUGCUCUAAAGGUCCCAACAGGCAUUUCCAUCUUGUUCCGUGGCUCCCUGAAGCCCAGGGCUGCACUUGGCCAGCUGUUCUGAUGCCUGUGUGAACCAAUCUGGGCCCAGUCUUUCUCCAGUGGGCCACGAGCGCAGCCCCACCCUAACCAGGUGCCAAGGGCACACACCACAGACCCGACCUUGUUGGCUUUGUGGUGUGAUAAAAACACUCUCCAUGGCCACUUGGCACAGAGGCCAGCAGCCCGAAGCAACUGUAAUUAAAAGCCUGGCACUGAA